This is a messenger RNA of Sclerotinia borealis F-4128, 1434 nucleotides long. The record is from the annotation of a GenBank genome assembly. NCBI's taxonomy places the organism in Eukaryota, Fungi, Ascomycota, Leotiomycetes, Helotiales, Sclerotiniaceae.
AUGCUUUCCACGGGUACCAUUCCCGAAAGUCUCAAAUCGAUACACAAGGCGUUCACAAAUAUUGUACCAAACCAUUCCCUCGGUAUUCCAAUAUCUCUCUUUGCCGGCCUGGCUACCACUUCGUUGUUUGUCCUUGCAUUUCGCGAUAUUUGUAUAACCACUGAUGUCGAUGUCACUCAAAACGCCUUGUCUAAAUCAAAAUCUGAGUCACAUCUGAAAUCAAAAUCUAAAUCUAAAUCAAAAGUCAUCCCCAGUCCUCUAACCACCCAAAUCCCAACACUAUCCCACGAGAAAAUAUCCGCAUUGCCUUAUCCGCCGGAUAUAUUCCCCGGAGCCCGUGACAUCACCAGCCCCCAUGGUAGCACCCGCGCCUAUGAAUUCGGACCUCUGAAUGGCCCCAAAAUCCUCCUCGUCCACGGUAUCUCCACGCCCUGCAUUUCCCUCCAUCAUCUCGCUACUGCCCUUGCCUCCACGCACGGAUGUAGAGUUCUCCUUUUCGAUCUUUUUGGAAGGGGGUAUUCGGAUGGUGUUGCGGAUUUACCGCAUGAUGAGAGGCUUUAUACGGCUCAGAUCUUACUGGUUCUUACUUCUUCCUCGAUAUCUUGGGCUGGGGAGGGGUUUCACAUCAUUGGAUUUUCGAUGGGGGGAGGCAUAGCCGUGGAUUUUGCCGUGGAUUUUCCGGCGAUGGUGAGAGGUGUGGUAUUAUUGGCACCGGGGGGGUUGAUUAGAGAGGAGCGUUUUGGGUGGAAAGGGAAGGUGAUGAGAAAGUGGUGGUUUCCUGAUGGGUUGUGGGGCUGGAUAUUGAGGAGGAGGGUGAGGGGGGCUUAUGAGGAGGUCUCGAGUUCCCUUUCUACUUCUCCAUCAUCCUCUCUUCGAGCCUCUGAUUCGGAGUUCAAGCCUGGCAACCAUGUUGAGAAUCGGGCACAAGUCGACUCGGAACUUAUAAUGGCGGUUCCCUCCUCUUUUUCCUCUCCUGUUGCGAGCACAGAUACUAAGAUAUCGUUUGAUGAUACACCUAUAUCUCCUUCAUUACCAUAUAUUACGGUAGGACAGGUGAUGCGUUGGCAAACGCAACAGCAUCGAGGAUAUGCAAAUGCAUUUGCAAGUUCGAUUAUGUAUGCGUCGAUUUCUGGAUGCGGAGAGAAGUGGAUGGGAUUAUGGGAAGCCCGAAGUGGCAGUGUAAUGCAGCAGGAGAGUAAUGUUAAAAGAGAGAAGAUCUUGGUAGUGGUGGGCGAGUGGGAUGAUGUUGUUGUAGUAAAGGAGUUAAAGGAGGAUUUGGAGGGGGUGGUGGGAAGUAUAGGGGCUGGGAAUGUUGGUAGUGGAGUAUUUGAUGAGAGGGUUGUUUGGAAGGUUCUAGAGGGGGCGGGUCAUGAGUUUCCAAUUACGAGAGGUGAGGAGGUGGCAGGUAUUAUUGGGGAGUUUUUAGAGGUAUGA